Molecule: messenger RNA, 5213 nt
Organism: Mytilus californianus (California mussel)
Lineage: Eukaryota; Metazoa; Mollusca; Bivalvia; Mytilida; Mytilidae
Exons: 5
Coding region: 237-4463 (1408 amino acids)
Biological process (GO): protein localization to ciliary inversin compartment
Cellular component (GO): ciliary inversin compartment
Molecular function (GO): protein binding
Source: RefSeq, a predicted model, not a curated record
UAUAAAGUGUCUGAUGAAAACUUUUUGAAAAGAGGGUUUACUUCCUCAUACAUAAUAUAACUAAUGAUGUUGAUGUGCACGAAUAUAGCAGACUUUGUACAUUUUUUUUCCUGGUCAAUCGUGGACAUCAUGGAUUCAGCUGCUUAAGGUGAUUGAUGGUGGUAAAGAUGAAAAACAGCGUUCAUGACUGAAUAUUUUGGGUCAAAGUUGUUCUUCAGAGGCUCUAAAGAUUUAUAAUGACUUCACAACUUACAGAAGAAGAAAGAAACUUCGCCAGAUUUUUCCUCAUCAACUUUAAAGCAUCACCCGACAUUGCCAGGCGAUUCUUUGAUGGGGUUUUUCCGCCAACACACCUAGCCAAAACUAUUAACAGUAGUAUGCGUGCCAUUAUCAAUUUAAACAAAUCAAAAAGAAUCAAUGCGACCCAAUUAGAAAUAUUAAGGUGUAUCCCAGGAACAGUAUGGCCAUCCUAUCUUCCUCCGAUGACUGUUGGAACAAAAACUACCUCGUCUAAGGACUUUGAUUUGACUAUGAUGAUAUGUCUGCUGCGCAAUCUAGGAGGUUUAUUAACACCCUCCAAUGGAUGGGAUCAACUUCCGCAUCCGAAUGAUACGUUACCAGGAGCAGCCUUGGCAACAUUGAAGUGGUACAGAAAUCAAUUAGCCCAUACGACUCUUACUUCUAUGGACAACAAUGAAUUCACAGACAAAUGGACUCGAGUUGAAAAGGCAUUGACAUCUUUAAAUAAUGGUCAGAAACCACAUGAGGUCACUGAAAUUUUGAAUUACGAUCUUGCUGGAGAACAAGCAAAAACAUUAGCAAACGCAGAACUGAAGCAACUGACAAAAGAAUACCUAGAUUGUGAAAAGGAAAAAGAACAGAUAGAAAAUGAUUUCUCUCAUUACAGGGAAGGAAAUCUUCCCAAAAAUAUUGCAGACGCGAAUGCGACUUUUGUUGAAACAUGGCUAAAAGAUGACGAAAGUUUUUACGAGACAGAGGGAUCGAAACUUGUUUAUGGCAAAGUACAGGAUUGCAAUUGUAUUCUGGUGACAUCAAAUUCAGGAUUAGGAAAGACAGCCACCAUCCGACAUAUCGCAUUAAAAUAUAAACUGGAAGGCUAUGAAAUUGUUCCCGUAGAAUCCCCAGAGGAUAUAAUCAAAUACAAAAAAAACAAAAAACAAGUGUUUAUAAUGGAUGAUGUCCUUGGUAAAUACGAUUUAAGUCCGACCUUGUUGGAAGAAUGGGAAAGAAUAAACGAAAAGCUAAUGAAUUGCUUUGAAACCGAAUUAGAUUCAAACAAAAUAUUGUGUACCCUGAGAAUACAAAUAGCACGCCAUAAAAGAUUUAAAAAUGCAUCGACAAUUUUAAACAAAGGGGUGAUUAAUUUGGAGCACGAGUCUAAUGCUCUUUCAAAAGAGGACAAACUGAAAAUAUUAAUGAAACAUCUUAAGAAAAAUAACUUAGAAACGGAAAUUAAAAGAGAGGAGGUUGAGAUAAUGUGUGAAACGAAUUAUGCGUUUCCCCUUCUUUGCAAAUUAGUUUCAAAUGACGAGGAAAGAUUCAAAAACAGAAUCGCAUUCUUUAGGCAACCAUUAUUACUGUUAAGGAAUGAACUUGACAAGAUUUGUAAUGAAAAUAAGAAGCUAUAUUGCAUUUUGGUGAUAUGUAUGUUGUAUAAUGGUUCAUUUAGUAGAAGUAUAUUUGAUAUUGACUCAGUUGAAUGUGAUGAAAAAAUAGACAGAAUAAUGCAAACUUGCGGACUUCAAAGAUACAUGUCUAAGAAAGAACUUGAGGAUAGCGCUGUGUCUGCUUUAGGAUCUUAUUUUGUUAAGGUCAGUGACAUUUUCCGGUUUAUUCAUGAUUCUCUUGAAGAAACUGUCGGCUAUCAUUUCUUUACGUUCGAUCCCAGAGUAAUUUUUUCAGACUGUGGUAUCUUGUUUAUAAGAGAUCGAGUCAGAGUUCAUCCCUAUGAAAACAUGAAUGAAAAUGUCGAUGAAAAUAUCGUGAUUAUUCAGGAAGUUGAAUUGAAUGAGGAUCAUCUUACAGCGUUGUACACUAGAAUGUGGACUGAAUUAAACAAUGGAAGAUUUUCCAGUUUGUUGAUGAGUCACCUUUUUAAGAAUAGGAAAUUUGUUCAUAUAUUUGGAACCCAUUUUAAAAAUAAUCAGAGUAUUCUUGAAUCAAAAAAUACUUUUUGGAAGACUGUUAGUUCCGAGCGGAGAGAGAGCAGCAAUCAGUCAGUGUUUGAAAAUAUGUUAAAAAUUCUAUCCAAUCAUGGAUUAGAAGAUAACAGAGAUGCAAUUAGUCGAGUUAUAGAUACUAAUUCGACUUUCAGAAGUACAUUUCUGUACUGGAUUGUGGCCUUUGGCUGCUAUGAGUUAUUUCAAUAUGCAUGGAGUAAGAUGACAACUUUUGAUCGUACUUCGAUUCUGGGUAUUGAUUUUAUAUUCAAUUCCUUACCCCCAUGUGACAAGCUUAAGUCCUUCUUUCCUCUAGCUGUUCUAGGAGGUAGCUUAAAUAUUGUAGUACAGUUAAUGCGUUCUGGUGCAGAUGCUAACUGUUUUUCCGAAUGUUGGGAAACACCUUUAUAUAUAGCAGUUAAGUCAGGUCGCCUUGAUUUGGUACGCUUACUUUUGAAAAAUGGAGCACAAAUAAACCUCCGAGGAUGGUUUGGAAUGAAUAUCCCAAUUUCUGUCACUUCAAACAAACACCAAUUAACUAGUUUAAUUCUUGAAUGUGAUUUGAACCAGACUGAGCUUCAUGAAGCAGUCCGACAAAACAACUUAGAAAAAUUGAAAUCAAAUAUUCAAUCAGAGAAUAUUGAUUAUAAAACAAAGAGCGGAUGGACAGUCCUGCAUUACGCUGUAUCAUUAAACAAUUUGGAAGCUGUGAAGGUUUUACUCCAUGCAGAAUUGUCCGAAAAUGAUGACUCCUAUUUAGACUUUACGAUAGAUGACCAAAGAGAAUUGGUGGGAAAAGAGCCGACACCAAAUGUAAACAUAGUUGACAAUAAUGGACUCACCGCUGUCCAUCUAGCGGUUAUAAACGAUAAUAUCGAGAUACUAACUCUUCUGCUUCGUAAUAAAGCAGAAAUAAAUGUUCGUGAUGUUUUACAUAGAAACCCUUUACAUUACAUAAAGAGUGAAAGUGCAACACAAUUAUUGCUAACUCAUAGCUCUAGAAACCAGUGUUUAGAGACUAAUCCAAACGCAGAAGAGGAUGGAGAGAAUGUAAAAAUACCAAUGUCAGCUUUCAAGACCAUGUGUUUUAAUAUUGCUCUACAAACUUCUCUCAGAAAUGUUUGUCGUGACUGUGUAAACAUGCCAGAUAGAGAUGGUAACACCCCCUUACAUUCUGUUAUAAUCAGACGCCUUCUAAAAGAGUUAAACAGUAAUUGUAUAGAUACGUUGCUUGCGAAUGGGGCAAAUCCUUAUUUAUUUAAUUACCGUGGCGAUUUAGCAUUAGAGUUAAUUGAAAACAGUUGUGAUACAGUCAAAUACAUAAACAAUAGUGCAAAACAUAAACAAUCAAUCGAGAAGACUUAUAAAGUAUUUGCUUUAUUCAUGUUCUUCGUAAUGGGAGUGACGUUUUGCCUAUCAAUACAUCUUUCCUCUGUUAUUAGAAAGGAAAGUCAAAAUGCUUUUUUUUGCGUUGGACAUGUCGCCGAAUCUGGUAAUAUUACCUUGGUGCAGGUGACGAGAAGCAUAAACGUUAUAUUACUCGCGAUUGUACUUCUAUGGGUAUUAUCAAGAACGUUUUACAUGAGGUUUUCAAAUCUGUUUUGGCGAUAUUUAUAUUUGUUUUUAGUAUUGAUACUUCUAGGGUGUGUUUUUUUAAUAGUUUUUGGUCCAUUUGCAUACAUUCAAAUCAUAUACAGGGUGAUGUAUGCAAUGAUUUACGGUGGUGUUAUGUUUUCGAUAUUGAUAAAAAUAUUUGAAACAUUUUUACAUCUUAGAGGAUAUUUAGUUUUUCUUAUGUUAGGUUUCCCUCAAAUCCUUUGUUUUUUCUCACCGUUGGUUUUAAAUUACACAUCUACUGGUAACCUACUAAAAUUCAAUAAUUUUAAUUCCAUGCCCAAUAUAAAUACACUGAACAAAACAACUUCAAAUUGUACAGAACUUAGUUCUGGAAAUAUCUCAUGUACAAGUUUAGCCUUUAAUAUUACUUAUAAAAAUGGUGCCGAUUUCUCUGAACAAUGUCGUACUGACCCAAAUAUUACAAGUUAUAAUAGUACACAUGGAACGCUUACAGUGAUAUCAGGACUUAUAGACUGGCAAGAAAUAUGCCUCGUGUCUUUAUUUUGCUUUAAUCUUUCGUUACAUGCAACAUGUGCCUAUUGUUUUUUACAGUGUAUAUUAGUACUUUUUAUGAAAAUAUUCAAAGGGAAAAACACUUUCCUUUUACUUAAUUUAGGGGCAAUGGUUGUUUUAUAUUUUGAUAUAUCUUUUCAAAUUUUUAGGUAAGUUUUGUCUUGUGUUAUGGCAAAUGAAAUAAAGAUUGAAACAAUAACUAUAAGGACGAUUUAUAAAUAAGUCAUGUGUAGUACCUAGGAGUCAAAACUGGAAGGAGAUAAUAAGUGUUCCAGUAGUGUUGCAUCAUAACUUGCAUAGGAAUAUUUACGAGAAUAGUAGUAUUAAAGUCAUACUUCACCCCUCUCUUGACACGUUACAAUUUUAAAACAUCACAGGAAAAUCCUUGUCUAACUAAAGAUAAACCAUGACAUGUUUAUAUAACUGGUUAAACAUCACAGGAGAAUCCUAGUUUUACUAAAUGUAUACCUUGACAUGUUUAACUGAUUGGUUAAACAUCACAUUAUGAUCAUUAUUUCACUGAAGGUAUAAAAUGACAUGUUUAACUGACGUGUAUAACAUCCCAGGAAAAUCUUAGUUUCACUAAUGGUAUACCAUGUCAUGUUUAACUGACAGGCAUUAAAAUGAAUAUUAGUUACACUUAAAAGAUACCUCCAUAUGUUUAACUGAAUUGUAAAAUCUGUGCUAACUUGAGGUAUACCGUGACAUGUCUAAUAAACUGAUAAAACAUCACAGGAGAAUCCUAGUUUCACUUAAGAUAUACCUUUAAGAGAAGCGCAGAUACCAAAGGGAUAUUCAAACCCAUAAUUUGAAGACAAUCUGACAACGCCAUGGCAAAACAAAAGACGAAAAACGAGCAAUAGACAAAACACAACAUAGAAAACUAAAGACUGAGCAAUAUGA